AUGAAAAAGUCUAUUCAGAGUAAAGUCAUAGAUAAGUUGAAAGAUGAUAUGGAAAUAUUAGCUAACAAAUCAGAAUUUGAUGAACUUUUAAAUGUAGAAAAAACAUAUUUUGAAAAUGUUGAAUCUUUUAAUUCAACCUACUUAAAUGGACAAAUGCUGUUCAUGGAAUUUGGUACAAUGUAUUCAAGGAGUAAUAUGGCCACUGUGAAGUCGGUACAUGGUAUAAGAAAGGAUGAUGAUGUCUAUCAAUAUGAAGUACAGUUAAGUUCUAAUGGACCGAUGCGCAUAGGAUGGGCUACUCAGAGGUGUGCUAUUGUUAUUUAUAUUUUUUUUAGUAAUGGUCAAUCACUUGGUGUAAUAUUUGAAGAGUUAUUAAACAAAGAUGACUUGACGUAUUUUCCUACAUUAACUCUUUCCGAUGAAGAAAAUGUAGUUGUUAAUUUGGGUGAAAGACCAUUUAAAUUUCCAGUGUUGAGUUCAAAACCUAUAAUUACCAGCCCGAUAGCCUUAAUAAAUUAUUUCAGACGUCUUGAGAAAAAUAUAAAUUCUCUAAUUGAAAGCCAAAUCAGUCUAAAUAAAAUUAAUGAUGGUUUCUGGUAA
Molecule: messenger RNA, 600 nt
Organism: Rhopalosiphum maidis (corn leaf aphid)
Lineage: Eukaryota; Metazoa; Arthropoda; Insecta; Hemiptera; Aphididae
Exons: 4
Coding region: 1-600 (199 amino acids)
Cellular component (GO): cytoplasm
Molecular function (GO): ubiquitin-protein transferase activity
Source: RefSeq, a predicted model, not a curated record